AUGCAGAUCGACGGCGAGCAUAGGCCCUACUCUCGCACGGGACUGGCCUUACCUGGUGGUCGCAUUCCACUGUCCAAGUUGGAGCCGUGCUUGAUCAUCAAGGCAGUCCACAGCGCGGUUGGGCAGGACGGGGACGCAGAUCCUACAAAGAAUCCUGACUUCUUACAGUCUCAAGUGGCAAUCUUGAGUGCGAAGCGUCGUCCUCCAGUGGUCCACUUCUGCUCCAAGUCUGGCGGCUUUCAAGUAUUCUCGAUGUACGCAGCCGACGAUGACGAUGUGCCACACGUCAAGCCGGAGGACGUGCCGUAUCAUCUCUCUGUCAAGAGGUACGAUGACCAUGAGUACCAGAGGAUCCUUGGUUUCUCUAAGCCGGUCGACGACGAGAGCUUCAUUGUCAAACCUGCAAGUACUAUCAACCUCCAGGAGGCGUGCUUCGUGAAGGACAAUAAAAAGAUCGAGAUACUUGGGCGCUUGAGCAAAGAGGGUACUCAAGUCAUGAUCGAGAAGCGUGAGGCUAUCGUGGCUGAAGCUAAAGCUGCGUCGCACACGUCUUUGGAGCAGCGUCAAGAUGGGGUAGCCGCUGCGGAUGAGGACGAGAAUGAGUUCACAAUAAUGGACAUAUCGGAACUUCGAAAAGUUGCACGUGGGCUGAAGGUCCAAGCUUUGGAGGCUGAGGUUGAGGCCAACUAUCAGUACGAGAGAAAGAAACACUACAAGGCCAAGUGUGAGGUUCUUUCCAAGACUUAG
Molecule: messenger RNA, 747 nt
Organism: Fulvia fulva
Lineage: Eukaryota; Fungi; Ascomycota; Dothideomycetes; Mycosphaerellales; Mycosphaerellaceae
Exons: 2
Coding region: 1-747 (248 amino acids)
Source: RefSeq, a predicted model, not a curated record